ACCCGUGAACGUGAAAUGUGUGAACGAACGUGCGACAGCGGUCACCGCGAUGAAAGUAAUUCAUUUCGCAACAUUUUACCUGUUUUAAUUCUGCAACCAGGAAUGGUGAGUGCAAGUUACUGAGUAUGACUGAACUGUGCGCUCAAUUAAUCCUUUCACUCAACUAGAUCAAUUCUGGUACGUUAUGUUCUAAUGACUCAAUCAUGUCCAGAAAGUAUUUCGUGUCACAGUGGAUGAAUAUUCUCAUUCUUCUAACUCUCCUAUCAAGUUACUAUGAUUGUUCCGCGGAGAAGCUAUCCAAGUUAGAUGUCACAUCCUCAAAUAGCACUGCUGUGAACUCAGGAUCAGGUCACUUAUUUCCAAUUAAACAUGACAAAUUGGAGGUGAAUGAACUUCAUAAAAAACAUUCCAGCACCGUCGUCGCUCGGAAAGGUGUUAGUCUGUCAGACGAGGAGACUAGCUCAUCUUCGGAUUCAAGCUCUAAUUCAUCGUCUAAAAUUCAUUCAUCUGCAAGUGGGGUGGCCCAGAGUCCAGAAAAGAAAGUUCUCAAAUUAGAUAUUAGUGCAAAAAAUAUUAGUAAUGUGGUUAAUGAGACGAAGCCUGUUCCUGGAAAUGUGUCUUCAGUUUUCGGAAAAAAGAAUGUAACUGUAGCCUCCACUACUGCAGAACCUGUAACAAAACCACCUUUCACAUCUGAUGAUUAUUCAAUCGCUGAUUAUGAUGAAACAAAAAACUCGUAUUCUUCUAAUGCUAGUAGUUUCUUAACAACUUUUUCGCUGUGUGUCAUUAUUGUUUUUCUGAUCGUAUUGAGUAUCGUUCUAUUUCUUAGGCUGAAGUAUAAAUUCUCGGUCCAUCAAAAUUAUCGCCGAGUUGAUUACUUAAUCGACGGCAUGUAUCUGUGAUGGUUAAACCUCAUGAAUUUCACUUACAGCUCUUUCAAAAAGCUUUAAUCCGCUGACUCCAGGGCAAUUUGACUGAAUUGAAUUUCAGAAAUUCAAUGUAUGUUUUUAUUUAAGCAUUGCCUACUUAUUUGAUCAGACACUUUUGUUGACUUUUUAAUUCCAAAAGACUAAGUACUGCCGUGCUCUGUGGGAUGCAAUCACUGCCUGAACAAUAAUUGGGCAGUUUUCACUCGGGCUUUAACUCGAGGUGUACAAUUUUGGAAAAAAAAAAUUGCUCAAGAAAGCAUCCUAGAAAUGAACAAAUCUUAGGUGAAGCAAGUGAAAUAAGUGAUAGAAAAAAAAAAGGAACAAAAUUUGCUAGCUGUAGACAAUGGAAUUAAUUUCUUCCUAUUUCUACCAAUGUUAAUUAUUCUAUUGAUGACUGGGUAUGGGUUUAGAUGUAGACAUUCUGGUUAUGCCCUAAAGCUAGGGCAUGAGGACCGUGCAGGGAACCAGGGAGCCGCAGUUUCAGAGCGGCGGAACAUUUAAAGUACCACUGAGUAAAUGGCCACUAGUUACAAUAAUGCUAAUGUAUAAAUACAAUCAUAUCAAUGAUAUCGAACAUAACAAGGUCUUCAGUAGCAAUUUUUAGAAUUAAGUACUUUCCAAAAAAAAAAAAAACACUACGAUAAAUAAUUUGAAUUGUCAUUUGCAAUGUUGAAUCGUGUUAAUUAUUUACAACAUGUACGAUGAAAAUUGUACAUUUCUUUGUACAAAGAAGAAAUAAUUUAAUAAACAACAGAUAAGUGCAAUAGCUCUUAUAUUCAUCAUAUUUGCAUUACACAAAGAGAGAAAACGAGAAAACUAAUUUCGGUGUUUCGCCUGCAAGGUGACACUUUCUUGAACAUCGAGGAAAGCAUACUCAAAUAUCAAACGCCACAAAAUUUUAAAAUAAAAAAUCGUGUCCCUCUUCGUAGGCAAAACUACUCCCGGAGUAGGUAUGGGUUUUUUUUUUUUUUUUUUUUUUUUUUUUUUUUUUUUUUUUUUAAUUUUAUGGAUUUUCCACAGUUCUAACAGGUAUCCUUGUCAGACUUGCAUUUUUUUUUAUCAUUCCAAAGAAUAUUGAAACACCAAUAAGAACUUAUUUUCAAUCAGCUGUGAAAUACGAAUAUGAUAUUUUCAUGUCUCAAUGGUGUACAAAGCAUUUGGUGCUUAAUAUAUGAAAUACAUACUGGUGAAGAGAAAAUUUCCAUUGCUUUCAUAAAUAAUUGUUUAAUGUAUCUAUUUUUUAAUCCAAGUUUUCCAGUUUAGGUUCUUAAACUGUUAUUUGAAAAGUUUAACCUUCCCAUCUCUCACCUAACUCUUUUAUAUUGCCGGGUAUUCUUUUUUUAUUUUGUUACUCUAGUUUUUGCAAGUGAAGCUGCAGGCCUUCAUCUAUAGAAAACAAACUAUAAAGUGAAGGAAUUCCAUUUUUAUAUUUAUCUGGCCACUCUAUAUUUAUUGAAAGGCACUCCCUCUUUCAUGUUCCUUCGUAAGAAGUAGAAGUCUACUAAUCUUACUAGAUCUGAUCUCCUGAAUUACCUGGGUUGAAAUUUUUAAUACAUUGCAGCUUAUUUUUCUCGUUUCCUGUAAACAGACUCUCAUGACAAUUACUUAAGAGAGGAACUAAAUGCUGAACAUCAGGUUUUCUUCUCUUCCUCUUCACUCAAAAGGAUAGAAAGAGGAUGAAAAGUUGGUUUCAUCAGUAAUUUUUUUUGUCUCUGAAAGUGAUAGAACCUUGCAUUUACCUCAACUAUUGUAAGCUAUUUUUUAUUUUGGAAAUUCUUGAUUUCCAAAAAUGCAUUUAUUAUGCUAUUUUUUUUCCAUGAUUCUUGUUAAUCCUUUGACUGCUUUGAAUUGCAUAAAUUUUAUUCCUGGAAUUUAGAUUUUGUGCAAAAUAGACUGACAUUGGGAAAAGCAGUUGGUUCUAAAAAUGUCCUGUUUUCUACAGUAUUGGUAGAGAAAUAAUUAUCUACCCCUAAGAAUUGUUGGCAAAUCCAAAGGGCAUUUGAAAAUGCUGAAGCUUUGCCAGUGAGCUAACAUGGGCCUGGAACAUCAGUUGCUCAUCAAAAUUGUGUCAUGACGUAUGUAAAAUUUUAUUUGAAGCAAUCUAAAAUUUUUCCUUACUAGGUACAAGAUAUAAGUACAAAAACGUUGAUGGUAAUAAAAAAAAGGAAGAUUCCUCUUUGAAGGCUAUGAACUUACUGAAUUUUAUAAUUCAGUUUCAAAAUAUUUACUGUGUAACCAGGUAACCCAAUGCAUCUUCUCGAGCAUCUCUUUUUUUAAAGUUUUCUCCUGGAUGAGAAAAAUACAAGAAUUCUUCAAUAAUUCUUCCAUUUGCAAAGAAAUGAGAGUUCUUAGGUUGAAAAUUAAAUUUAUGAAAAGUGUGUUGAGAAAUACUAAACAAUUUUUACGCUUUUAAUAGCUUAUACAUGAAAAAUUUGAUAAAACUACUUUGAUUAAUUUUAUAUAUUUUAAAAUUAUUCCUUCUUUUUUUCUUUGAUAUUAAUAAGACUAGGUAGGUACUUUCAGUGUAAUUCUUGCGAUGACAGUUAAGUAGUGCUUAACAAGUAUGACCUAUAUUUAUUUGAAAAAAGAAAUACUUAAAAGUUAGGUAUUGACUCUCGCUAAACUAUGAUAGAAUUUCCCUUGAAGGCGGUAUUCUUCCGCAAGAAAUAAGAAUCAUUGGUAGCAACCACUUUUAGAAAAAGACUAUUCCUAAUGUUUGGUCUUUUCCUGUAAUGAGCUCUAAUGUUUAUUUUCAGGAAAUCUAUCGCAAAUAACUGCAAAUUUAAGUACAGAAAGGUUCUAUUCAAAAUGUUCAUUUCUGUCUCUAAAGAAUAACAACUUUUGACCUCAAAAACAGUAAUGUUUUAACUUUUAAGUUUAUUCUUCGUACCAUCAAGGUUUGUAACUUUUGAUAGUUGUGUACACUGUGAUUUUUGUUGAAAUCUCUUAACUUUAUUUUUCUACUAAUUUAUUGUGUUUUGAAAGACCUUAAUAGAAAAAAAAGAAGAAAAUGUGUCUAUAUCUGUCACUUUUUCUCUGUGAGUGUUUGUUAAUGUUAAUUAAAAUGUUUUAGUAAUGUA
Molecule: messenger RNA, 4009 nt
Organism: Bemisia tabaci
Lineage: Eukaryota; Metazoa; Arthropoda; Insecta; Hemiptera; Aleyrodidae
Source: RefSeq, a predicted model, not a curated record